AUGGGGAAUCAGGAGAAACAAAUCAGUGGCUCCAUAAUCAGCCAUCCAUAUGACAACAGCAGCAACUGCUCUUCAGCAUUUAGAAACACUGCAGAAGAGGAUCUAAUACUAGCUUACAAACAGAUUAUUCUAGGGUAUGUGGUUCCUUCAAUCUGUUUGUAUGGGAUCAUAAGCAACAUAUUAAACAUUGUUGUCCUUUCAAGCAACAAGUUGAAAGAUUCUCUGUAUACAUAUCUUCUAGGACUGGCCAUAGCAGAUCUUUUAUCUCUUGUCCUCUUCCUGUUCAGUAGUUUGACAAGAGGACUUUACAAUGGAGACUUCGGCUGGAUGACAUUUGAGGUGUACAUAUAUUUUCCUUUUGCCUCGGCUUCUACCAUGGCCAGUGCUUUACAAACCAUAGCUGUGACAAUUGAAAGGUUCUUCUGGGUCUCCAAGCCCAUGAAAUCAAAGCAGUUCUGCACCAGAGAACUUGCUGUGAAGGUGACCCUAGGCAUCUACAUUACUUGCAUCAUUUUUAAUAUACCCCGCUGUUUUGCUUUUACAUUAGCCAAACAGGUGUCUUGCAACUCUACAGAGUCAGCAGAUUUUUAUCAUUUCAGUUAUACAGAAUUUGGAACAAGCUCUUUUUACAUGGCUCACUCCUGGGUCAGCCUGAUAGGAAUAACUUUUGGCGGAAUACUUUUCCUAUUAAUUUUCAAUAUAUUACUGUUCAGGGCAGUGUACAUUUCUAAUAAAACCAGCAUCACUAUGGUGUCAUCCAGCCAACAGCAGAGAACAAAACAUCAGCAACGUCUAACCAUGACACUGGUGAGUGUUGUAACAGUAUUUUUAAUUGGUGAACUGCCUUCUGCUAUGGUAAAUAGAUCUGUGAGUGUUGCAAUAUACGGGCAAGGAGACAUGAGUGUUCUGUCAAACCAAACAUAUCAGCUGAUGAGCCUGCUUGGGACGACCCUGGUGGUGCUUCAGCAUUCUCUCAAUUUUGUUAUAUACUGUGUGCUCAAUAGACGCUUCCGCACUGUUUUUAGGGUUCACACCCUGCGCUGCUCUACAAACACAGUAAAUGAUGUGGGCACUACUCUUAAUAACUUAUCAUAG
Lingula anatina is the source of this 1095-nucleotide messenger RNA. RefSeq lists its product as uncharacterized. NCBI's taxonomy places the organism in Eukaryota, Metazoa, Brachiopoda, Lingulata, Lingulida, Lingulidae. Gene Ontology annotation, biological process: G protein-coupled receptor signaling pathway. Gene Ontology annotation, cellular component: membrane. The record is from RefSeq and is a predicted model, not a curated record. Gene Ontology annotation, molecular function: G protein-coupled peptide receptor activity.